Molecule: messenger RNA, 997 nt
Organism: Chiloscyllium plagiosum (whitespotted bambooshark)
Lineage: Eukaryota; Metazoa; Chordata; Chondrichthyes; Orectolobiformes; Hemiscylliidae
Source: RefSeq, a predicted model, not a curated record
GUCCCCCCGCGCCUGCGUGUCGCCGUGCAGUCCCCCCGCGCCUGCGUGUCGCCGUGCAGUCCCCUCGCGCCUGCGUGUCGCCGUGCAGUCCCCUCGCGCCUGCGUGUCACAAUGCAGUCCCCCGCGCCUGCGUGUCGCAGUGUUGUGCCCCCGCGCUCGCGUGUCACAGUGCUAUGCCCCCGCGCUCGCGUGUCACAGUGCUGUGCCCCCCUGUCUGCGUGUAGCAGUGUAGUCUCCCUGCACUUGCGUAUCGCAGUGCUGUCUCUCUGCGCCUGCGUGUCGCAGUGCAGACCCCCUGAUGCGUGCACUAGUGCAGUUCCCCAGUCCCUGCGUGUCUCAGUGCAGUCCCCCUGCGCCUGCGUGUCGCAGUGCAGUCCCCCCGCGCCUGCGUGUCGCAGUGCUGUGCCUCCGCGCUUUCGUGUCGCAGUGCAGUCCCCCUGAUGCAUGCACUAGUGCAGUUCCCCAGCGCCUGCGUGUCGCAGUGCUGUGCCCCCGCGCCUGCGUGUCGCAGUGCUGUGCCCCUGCGCCUGCGUGUCGCAGUGCUGUGCCCGCUGCGCCUGCGUGUCGCAGUGCAGUCCCCCUGCGCCUGUGUGUCGCAGUGCUGUCCCGCUGCGCCUGCGUGUCGCAGUCCAGUCCUUCUGCGCCUGCGUGUCACAGUGCAGUCCCCGCGUGUCGCAGUGGAGUCUCCCCCCGCCCGCGUGUCGCAGUGCAGUCCUCCCGCGCAUGUGUCGCAGUGCAAUCCCACUGGGCCUGCAUGUCACAGUGCAGUCCCCUGCGCCUGCCUGUCGUAAGGCAGUCCAUCCACACGUGUGUGUCGCUGUGCUGUCCCGUGAGCCUGUGUUUUGCAGUGCAGUUCCCCCGCGCCUGCGUGUCGCCGUGUAGUCCCCUCGCGCCUGCGUGUCGCAAUGCAGUCCCCCGCGCCUGCGUGUUGCAGUGUUGUGCCCCCGCGCUCGCGUGUCACAGUGCUGUGCCCCCCUGUCUGCGUGUAGCAGUGUAG